AUGGAUUUCCAUUUGCCUGCGCUUACGCGCUACCUGGCCGAAACGAAAGUUGUGUCGCCGCGCACAGCGCAAGGGCCCACCGAGGAAGGGGGACAGCGGGACGCAUUACAACCCAGGACCUCGGAAGUAACGCGGGUGCUUUCAGACCACCUUGCAACCACUAUCCCACCGACACGGCUACCCAAGGCCGUUGAAGCUUACUAUCUUGGUCCAGGGGCGCGCGGCUAUCACCCCAUUGACCUGGAUGCACAGUACCUUGUGCCCUUUAACAAGGCGCUGCCGCAGUCCCAGUCUCAUUCCCCCUCACGUUCUCCCCCACGUUCUCCGCCACGUUCAUCUCCAUUGCUGGCCUCGCCCGAGCUCGACCCCGAUGCCGACCAUGCCGUGCGGCCCUUGGGACGCACCAGCAUGCCGCUUGCGCUCGGCCCGCCGCGUCACAGCUCCCUUACGAGCGGCCAAGUCGCCUGCAUCGUCACAGCCGCCGUCAACACGGCCCCCCUGGACUGGUCCUUCCUCUUCGGCAGCCCGCCGCCUCCAUCACCGCAGCACCCAGGGGCGCGGACCAGCUCCCUCUCCGCCGCUAUUGCCACCAAGCUCCACCCUGUCAAACUCGGAAGCAGCACUUCCAUCGGCGACGUCGCCGCCGCCGCUACCGCCGCCACCAGCACCGCCGCCACCGCUGGCACAGGGACAUCACCAACCGGCAGGAAAAGCUCGCUGCUGGUUCGGAAGCAGCCCCGCACUUCAGACGGCUUGUUCGGGCGGCGGGUGAACCCCUCGGUGGCGGCCAUGCCGCCGACGCCGGAGGCCAAGUUUUGCUCGGCGGUGAUGAACGUAAUGGAGCGUCUGGCGGCAACGCAGUCCAUUCAGACAGGCCGCUACCGGUCGCUGCGUUUGCAGGCCGCCGAGCACCGCGAGGCGAUCAUCAGCACGGUGACCAUGCCGCCGCCGCCCAAGACCGGCGCCUUCAGCUCCAAAGCCGCCGCCAACCGCCUGGCGACAGUGCUGCAGCGUAGCGGUGCCAGCCUGGACGACAUGCAGGCCAUCGUGCGUCAGAUCCAGCAGUUGAAGGGCCUGAGUGAUGACCUGCGCAACGCCGUGGCGCAGCAGUUCCAACUCUUCAGCUACCCUCCCGGGUCGUACCUGUACGAACAGAACUGCGCCUGUGACGAGGCGUUUGUGCUGAUCAGCGGAACCGUGAUGCUGCACGCGGAGGGCCGCCCACCACACCGUCUGCAAGCUGGCACCGUAUUGGGAAUGGAGCUGAUGCUGCGCCGCCAAACCGUGCCACUGACCGUCACCACUGACCCGCACUUCGAGGCACAGCUGGCCGUAUUGUCGUGGCAUUCGUACGAGGCCACCGUACGGCGGUGGGCAGCGGACAAGGUGGUGGCGCUUAUGCCGGAGCUGCAGGCGAGUCAAGUGGCACGGCUGAAGGCAGGCCUGAUGCGUGACAUAUCGUACGCCCAGCGCCAACCCGGCGAGGCGCUGUAUGUGGGCGGCCAGCCCACAGAACAUCUUGUACUGCUGGUACAAGGGCAGGUGCUAAUGGCGGCGCCCCUGGAGGCCAACACACUUGUGACGCAGGCGCAGAUGGUCUCCCAGCUGCGUGUCAUGAUAGGCCCCGCGGCCAGCUCCAUGGUACUCAACGAGAUGCCGCGUGCCGCUCUGCAAACACGCGGUGGGCUCCGCGGCGGCCUUAAGGGCGCCCAGCGGCCCAGCUUCGGGCCCUCCGGCUCGUCCGUGCGGCUAAGCGGCGACAGUGGCGGGGAUAGUGCCCCCGCCGCUGCUGCCGGCGGCAGCAUCGCCACGGUGAUCUCUGUUGAGUCCGGUGUUGGCGGCAGCGGUCGCCGUCGCCGCGGCAGCGACUCGGGCUUGGAGCUCGCAUCUAAGAAAGGGGUCACCGUGUCACCAUGGUCGCAGCCAGGGGAGGAGGGUGAGGGCAGCGACGGCGGCGCAGGAGGCUCUCUCAAGGACGGUGGCAGAAGCGGCGGCGGCAGGGUCCAGCAGCAGCGGCACGUCAGUUUGGUAAGGGCUCUGCGAAAUGGCAACAGCCGCAACGCUCGGCACGACGCUGGUGAGGCGGCCGGUGCCCGUGCUGAGGAUGCUGCCGGUGGCAGCGGCAAAGCGGCGUCUGCCGUUGAUGCCGCCACCGCCGCCGCUGACGGCGGCGAUUCUGCGUCGGAGGCGGCAACACCGCCGCCAGGCCCCGCGUCAGAGGACUCGGAGCCAUCCGUCGGAAGUACGGGUCGCGAGGAUGCAGCGGUGGAUGGUGGUGCGGCCGCAGAUGCCACAGGUGACGCGGAUAUAGCUGCUGCCGCCGCCGCCGUCGACGGCGGCGACAUGGAUCUAGAUCCGGAAGCAGAGCGCGAAUCUGCAAAGGAGUCCACAGCCGCGGCGGCGAGCCGAUUGUCGCGUGUCAGCCUCCGCUUCGCCGAUGCCGCCGACGCCGCCAGCACCGUUCAAACCGAAGCAGGGGGCGAUGUAGGUGUGGAGGCAUUUCAGACGGAGGCAUCGCCUGCUGACGCAGAGGCAUCAGGGCCGACCACAGCAGGGGUCCCUGCAGCCGGCCCCCAUCCCAAGUCUCUUCAUCCGCAGCCCGAAGAUCUGGUUCCGGAGCCGUCAAUGCUACCGGCCGUCAAUUCCUUUGACCUGGCAGCGGAUUCCCUACACGGAUCCUUGCACAUGCACGAAGCACUCAGCCCCGUGAAGGCGCUGCUGAGCGGCAGCACGAGCGUGGAUGUAAUUGCCGCGGAGGCUUCUUUUAGUAACGGGGCGGCGGCGGCGGCGAUUGCGACCGCAAAGACAGCAGACGGCUUCGCUUUCUCAGAGGAUACUGCCAACGGGGUCAGCGCCGAAUAUGGCAAUGAGCCAGCGGUACUGUGGACUGGCACACCAGCAGCGGCGGACGCGCAGGGGCAGGCGGACGCGGCGGAUGCGGGACAGGGUGGCAGCGACGUCGCGGCGCAAGCUGCAGCGGCGGCGGCUCCUCGGGGUGAAGGCUCCGGGGACAGCGUCGGCUCUGCAGCGGCAGCGCCGGGGCCAGAGAAUAGCAAGGGUGAUGCUGAUGCCGUUACUGCCGCCGCCGCGACGGACACGGGGGCUGCGCCUGGCAGCGCCGACACGCAGCGUUCGCUGCCGCCGAAAAGCGGCCUGCGCAGCAAGAUUGGCGGCGUCUCAUCGCACCUACAGCACGCCGUCAGCCGUAACGGCAGCCGCGGCGCGUCACCCUUCGCUAGUGGCGCAUCGUCACCGCGACCCGUCACACUGUCGCGUGGCGAUUCCCUCAACAAGAUUGCCACAGUCGGCAGUAGCCGAGGCGCCAACGGCAGCCGCGGUGACGAGUCCACAUCCUCAUCACCGCUGCGUAACAGCCAGCGAGGCUUGUCGAGCUUAGCAUCUGCGGAAGGGAAGAUAAGGCCUGUCAGCCAGGGCGCGCUGAGCGAAAGCUCCGUACGUCAGCGGCGGCCAUCGUCGCCGACAUCUGAAGCCCCAAGCAUUGACGAACGCCGACCUGAAUCCACGACAUUGCUCGUACAUCCCAUUCUGCCGCCACCGGCACCGCCACCACCAUCGUCGAAGCCGCGGCUUACGGACUCCGAUGACGAUGGCGAGGCCGCGGCGGCCGCAACCGCCGCUGGAGGCGGCGGCAAGCGUACUCCUAUUACCGUUCGGGGAAGCGGUGGCGGCCGCAGGCGCAGCUCCGAAGCCGCUGAUGCCGACAUGGCGCGUGCCAGUACGGAAGGGCAGCCGCCGACGCCACCCCCUCAGUCGCCACCGCCAGCGGCUGCGCCACCGCCGCUGCAUCAGCCCCGUCAGCAGCCGUCACGGAUGUCCACUACCGCAGGCCCGCGGGCAACAGCGGCGGCGGACUCGGAUUCAAACGUCGACUAUUCGGUUGCGUGUGUAAGCGGCACCGCAUUGCCCCCAACAGGAGCUGCUAAUCGCAAAGCAGGCGCACGUUCAGGCCGCAAUGCGGCGCCCGAACGUGCCAAUCUCCACCCUUGGCCUCGUCGGGGUGGCGGUGGUGUAGGUUCGCGGAAGCAGAGGGAAAGCGAGCUCCUCGUCUCGCCCGGCGCGUCUGUCAGCCCCGGCGGUGGAGGCCCUGGCGGCGCCAUCACCGGCGCAUCGCAGCCGCUGGCUAAUGCGCUGGCGUCGCAAUGCAAGCUGCACCAGCAUCGCGUCGUGGCGGUGUACGGCGCACCUGUCGUAUUUUGCGAGGAGGCUCUGCCGGAGACGAAGGAGCCUGACGCGCUGAAGCCAUCCAAGCCGCUCACGGCACACAGCGCGGUGGCGCUUCAGCGCUGCGAAUACAUCCUCAUCCCGGCGGCGCUGCUGCGGUCGUUGCUGCCGGCGGAGGCUCUGCCGCAGCUGGCGGAGGCGGCGGUGGCGGCGCAGCGGCGGCUGGUGACGGCCAGCGGCCACGUGGAGGAUACCGGACCGGUGACCUGGCCCGCAGCCGCCGACAAGAUCCGCGCCAUUUUGUCCACCUCCACCCCGGGCCAUCGACAGCCCUGGCAAGUGGAGCUGCUGGCGCAAGCAUUCAGCCACCUUCCCGCCUUCUCCAGGCUGACGUGGCAGGUCCGAUUACGUGUGUUUCAAGACCUGGAAUACCGCAAGCUGGAACCUGGGGAACAUCUGGACUUGGCCAAGCUGGAGGUGACGGAGCUUCCGCCGCGGGCUUCCGAAAUCAGCUACCGCAAGUCAUCCGCAACUGCGGAAGGUGCUCCGGACGCCAGGAGUAGGAGCAGUGGCGACUCCGCCGUUGCUGACGGCAGUACGCCGCCGGACGACGCGGCCACGGCUGCGCCACCAGAAGCACGAUCACUCGACCGAGCCGAGGCCGAGGCGGGAGUGGAGGCGGCUGAUGCCGCGGUGGCGCUGAACGCGGAUACGGGUGUGGCGGCAGUGGUGCGACGGCCGACAGUGGGGAUGCCUCGGCCAUCUGAGGCGCCGUCAUCGCUGCCAUCCCGCAGUCCCAGCUACACCGGAGAUAUGCCGGAGCCGCCGCCGUACGACCCAGCGGCGACGUCGACGGCGGGCUGGAAUUCCGUCAUGGGAAGCGCCGCUGGUAAGCCCGGGAGUAGAGGCUCUAACGUCACAGGAGCCGCAACUGACGACGGCGCCAAAGUCCCCGAUCUGCAGCAGCUUCCGCCGACGCCGCCGACGCCAGCUUCAGCGCCGUCGUUGACGUUGUUGCCGCCGUCAACGACUGGCGGCAAGAAAUCCUGGGCGGAAAAAUACGGCAGCCGUCGCGCCAUCGGCGCCGCUGGCGCCUCCGGCGAUGCAACACAAGCCGGCCGCGACGAUGCGGAGGCAGAGGCAAGGGCGGAGGUGGAGCAGGCGGAGGCGGAUGGAGUGGCUGAGGCAGCGGCCGCUGGCGAGUCGGAGGAACGAGCGCAUGCAGUCUCGAUGACUCAGCUACCUGAGGUACCCAUAGCUGCCAGCGCCGACAAAUUCCCUGCUGUCGACGGAGGGCUUGACUUGGACGCGACAGGGGGGUUGGCGGAGACCUCGAGCGAACCGUCAGCGGGCACCCUGCCCAGGGAGGCAUCUGCUGCCGUAUACACGGCGUCGCCGUCCUGCCGGAGCCCUACAUUCGCGGGGACGAGUUCUCGAUCCGCAUCGGAGCCGGGCGAUGUGGGGUUGGCGGGGCCCGCCGCCGGCAACAACACCGAGGUUCUGGAGCCGUACACCUCGCGUCGCCUGUCCAACGCACCUGGUGUCCCGCACCCCGUCGAGGCGCUGUUCAAUCCGUGUGAGGAGGAGCCGCUAAUACCCUCCCUGGCGCUGCGGCGGCGGGAAAGCGCCGCCGAUGACAGCAAAAGCGGUGAUGGCGACGACAAGGGAUCACCGUUCGCCACGGCCAGGGCGGCGGCCAUGGCAACGACUAGCGGUCAGCCAACGGCAGACGCGGUGGCGGCAGCGAAGGGUUUACAUGGAUCACACGACAGCAGUGCCGAUGGCGGCGGCGGCGGCGGUAUUGAAUUUCCGGUGUUGCCAGAUGGGCCCAUCAAUUCUCCGAAGUUACUGCCACGCGCUGCAAGUUCGAACGCAUCGGAGCAACAGCGCGGCGACACGGCUGAAACCGUUGGAACCAUGGAUUCGGAGCCGCCGUCUACAUCGCCUUACAGCACGAACAGAAGACAGCGCGGCGGCACCGCCGAAACCGUUGGGACCAUGGAUUCGGAGCCGCUAUCGUACAGCGCGAGCAGCAUCCUGCCGUCGACGCCGCAGGGGGACAGCUUUGUUGCAAUGUCGGUCCUGGCGAUGCCGACGGAGGGUACGGCGCGCGGCGGCAAUACGGUCGCGCCGCCGUCUAAGGAGCGGUUGACGGCGAUCGCGCCGCGCAGGUCGGGUACGCAGCCGAGGCGAGAAGCUGUAGUGGAGAAGCUUGAUGACAGGACUUACUGGUGCCUGAGUGGAACCGUAGUUCUGGAGGCGAUGCUGCUACCCGAGGAAUCGGACUCAGCCGAGCGCUCCAGCUCCUCACUCCGUUCCGAUAAUGACCGGCGUCACAGCCAAAGCCGCGGCCACCGACACAGCCUCAGCCACGGCCAUGACCCCAGCCACGGCCACGGCCACGGCCACGGCCACGGCCACGGCCACGGCCACGGCCACGGCCACGGCCACGGCCAGGGUCAGGCUCAGGAUCAAGGCCACAAUAAAAAUCUUGACAAGACGCAUGAAAAGGACCACGACGAGAGGGAGGACCACCCGGCACAGCCGCGGCAGCUGCAGGUGGCAAAUCCGGGCGAUGCUUUCAGCGGUGUAGCGAUGGCUGAGGCCGCCGCCGCGGCCUUCUCCUCGUCGCCGGCGGCCGGAGGCCAGCAGCAGCAGCAAUCGGCGGUGGAACCGCCGCCGCAGGAGCUGCAGCAGCAGUUGCUACAGGUGCUACCGCUGGGCAGCAGCGUGCUGCGUGCGCGUGUGGUGGCGGCCGCGGAGGCGGGGCCCCCCGCCGCUGCCGGCGCUGCCGCUGGCACAGCUGCUGGUGCGGAGGUGCUGUGCAUGAGCCGCACCAUGUUCGAGUUGCUGUCAAACGGCAUUGGUCGCAGCGUACCGCCGGGGGUGUUGCCGGUGCUUGCCCGCCACGUGGACUGGCUGAUGGGUGUGGAUCUGCAGGCCCUCGCCACUGACCUGACAGGGCAUUACCGCCUGGAAGAGCACAAGCAGGGCACGGAGCUUCUCCGUGCUGGGGAGGCGGCGCCCGUGGUGUUCCUGGUGGCCUCGGGCGAGUACACGCUCGUGGUAUCGUCGUCCAGCGCCAAGGUCAUCUCUCUGGACAUGCCCGCGCUGCGGACCUGGCUGCUGACGUCGCCGCUGGGCCGCGCCGCUGCGGCGGACGUGGUGGCCGCUGUGGCGGAGGUGGACAUUGCCUUGUACGGCAGGGCCGUCAAGCAGAUCGCCGUGCAGGUGCUGAGCGAGAAGUUGGAGCUGUCGCUGUUCAACGCGCCCAUGAAGAAGAUCCUUCGCCGCGUUAUGGACGACGACGGCCCAGAGCUGGAAGCCAUUUUGGAGCGCCACCAUGAAAGGGAGCGCCAGCAGCAGCAGCAGCAGCAGGACGCCAAGGAGGGCGGCAAAGGCGGCAAGGAGGGCGGCAAAGGCGGCAGCAGCGCCAGUGGCGCUGCCGCUUCCACUGCCAAGCGGCCCCGCGAUGUGGUCCUGGAGGGAUGGAACCAGGUGGAGGCCAUUGCGGCGUCCCUGGCACGGCCGUACGACCCCCAGGCGCAAUCCUGGGAGCUCAUUGCGCAGGCCCGCUACAACGCCUCCCGCGUCAACCACAGCCGCUACCUGGAUUCCCUGCUGGCCGCCUCCCAGCUCACCACCCAGGAGGACCGCAGCGGCCACCCCACCGGGGACCAGCGGAUCGCAAUGCCUGCACACGGCCUGGAGGCGGAGGCCAUGGCGGAUCCGGGGCCGGUGCGCCAGGCGAGGCAGUUCGACGUCCGGACCGUGCCCAAGGACCUCCGAGGUUCAGAAGUGGAGACCUCCCGUCUCAGCUGGGACUGCUCCUACGUGCCCCUACAUGAACUGACAACCAUGAUGAGCGCACAGGUGCACGUCAAACAGGCAGUGGCGCUGCAGCUGCUGCGGCCAGUAAACCACCCGAGCCAACAGCUGGUCCAACCGCAGCCGCCGCACCACCGCGGGGAACAGCAUGAUCAGAAACAUGAGUCAGCAUCAUCGCCGCCGCAGCAGCAGCUGCGACCGCCAGGCACUAGCGCCGUCAUUGGCGCCUCAAAUUGCUUGCUCGCGAACAAAGCCGCCGCAACCACUAGCAUUGUACGACAGCACGGUAGCGGUGCGGUUACCAGCAUCAGCACCUCCCUCUCCACAGCCAUCAGCGGCGGGAGCCCGUCAUUGGCGUCGCCGCUCCGUGCAUCCGUCACGCUGAUCCCCACGGCGCCUUGGGAUGCCAAGGGACGGCUGCUGCGCGCCCGCGGCUCCGUCACCGCCGACGACUGGCGCUUGACGACGUCGCCCAGCCGGCUGGCGCGCGAGCGCGCAGCGGCGCAGUCGCCUUCCGCCUGGUCUAUGGCCCCACUGGGCGCCCUCGCCGGACCGUCGCCUAGCAACCUCAGUCUCGGGGCUUCCUGCAACUCCCUGGUGCUGCUGGACCCCGAGAUACGCGCACAGCCGGACACGGCGCCGCUGCCGGAAGAGAUGCCGUCAAUGACGACGGCGGCGGCGAGCCCGCGGAACCCCCAUGGAUACCGCGACUCGGCGGCGGUGGUGGGUGCGCCCGCCGCUGCCGCCGCUGCGGAGGCAGCGCCGCUGCAGGAGCGCGUGCACCGGCUGGCGGCGACGGCGUCGAUGGAGAGCCCUUUUAACAACAGGACGCCGCAUCUGGACUUGAUCCCGGAGGACCGGUCGUACAUGCCGUUGAUGCAGUCGUUGGAUCUGGGCUCGUCGCCGCGGGCGCCGCCGACCGCGAGGGCCCUGCCGCCGCUGCCGCAUCCGCACGAUUCUGGAGCGCUGUUUCGACGGGCCGAGGCGGUGGAUGACCCCGCGAGGUCGUUCUGGGUUCGCGACAAGCUGCAUGACCCUCAGGGUCUGGCGGAGAGCACCAUGACGGAUGCGGCGGCGCGUGCUGUGGGACAGGCCGCCGCCGCAGCAGCAGCAGCCAACAGCGCCCACGGCACGGGGUCGCCACGGCCCGACGAGGUUGCCGACGCCGCCAGGCGUAGCGUCGGCGCCAACGUAUUGAUGGCGGCGGAGGCCCGUACGGGUCUAACGUCAGGCAAUCGGUCGCUGCGGCUGCAGCCGCUGCGGCGCAAGGCCUCCAGGCAAGGUCCGGGGGGAUCUGCUGCGGUUGCCGCGGCCGCUGCGGCGGCCGUGGCGGCAGCGGCGGCGGCGGCGUCUGGAACAGCCCGCGGGGGAUCUGCUGGCGGAUUGAUGGAUCGCAGUGAGAGCAGAGGGACAGCGGCCGAGGUGGCAGCGGCAGAGGUGCGGUCGACGGCGCCUGUUAACCCCGAGAUGCUGUACGUCACGUUAGAGCUGCCCGAGGCGCCCAAGAUCCUGCCGGAGUUCCCGUCACCCGCUGCACAGCGAGAGGCGGCAGAGGCAGCGGAGGCAGCGGAGCGUACGGCACGGGAGGCUCGCAUGGCCGCCGCCAUCGCCCAUCCCAGCACGCGGCCCCUACUCAUAAGGCCCGAUAUGAAGUACGUACCGCAGUACCUGCGGCAGCGGCAGCGGGCACCCGUGAUCCCGCUCCCUUCGCGGCCGCUGCCGGAGGGUGCGUCGGAGAACUGGGUCGUACCGUCGUACAACAGUGAAGUGGGCUUCCAAGACGGCUUCUACGACGAGAACAGUCAAGUCAUUUACUUUGAUUGA
Molecule: messenger RNA, 9834 nt
Organism: Volvox carteri f. nagariensis
Lineage: Eukaryota; Viridiplantae; Chlorophyta; Chlorophyceae; Chlamydomonadales; Volvocaceae
Exons: 26
Coding region: 1-9834 (3277 amino acids)
Source: RefSeq, a predicted model, not a curated record